CAUCAUACGCAGCGCAGACAAAAUCAUCUCAGCUUGCUAUCACCAACUCGCGCAAGCAUGGAUGCAGCUCUGGUGAGUGUAGCAACGGGGGCCCUGAAACCCGUGCUGGAGAAGCUGGCCGCUCUGCUUGGCGACAAGUACAGGCGUUUCAAGGAAGUGCGCGACGAGAUCAAAUUCCUCACCGACGAGCUCGCAGCCAUGCACAAUUUCCUCCUCAAGAUGUCGGAGGUGGAGGAUGAGGAUCCUGUUGUUCAGGACAAGGCAUGGAUGAAUGAGGUGCGGGAACUGUCCUAUGACAUCGAGGACCACCUCGAUGACUUCGUGGCGCGUGUCGAUGACGACAGAUCUGCCAAGCCAGAUGGCUUCAUGGAGAAGAUCAAGUACCUCUUGGACAGGACGAAGGCUCGCCGUGGGAUCGCCAAGGCCAUACAAAGUUUGAAGAAACAAGUCGUUGUGGUGGGGAAGCGACACGCAAGGUACGCCACUCGCGAGGCCAUCUCCAAGCCUAGCAACGCCAUGGUUGAUCCUAGAGCUCUUGCUAUAUUUAAGGAUGUAUCCAAGCUCGUUGGCAUCGAUGGACCAAAGGACGAGCUUAUCCAACUAUUGUCCGAACCAACGCAGCAACAAUCAAGGGUGGUCUCCAUUCAUGGAUUUGGAGGUCUAGGCAAGACAACUCUUGCAAACCAAGUAUAUAAAGAGCUUGUCGGACAAUUCGAUUGUCAUGCUUUCUUAUCUGUGUCACGCAAUCCAGACACGAUGAAAGUUUUGAGAACUAUUCUAAGCCAAGUGACCGGGAAAGAUUAUGUUAAUACAAAAGCUGGGGGUGAACAACAACUUAUCACUGAGAUCUCCAGUUUCCUCCUUGACAAAAGGUACAUUGUUGUAGUCGACGAUAUAUGGAACAUCAAAGAAUGGAACGUUAUGAAGUAUGCAUUCCCCAUCACCACUCUUGGCAGCAGAAUAAUAACCACUACUCGUAAUAUUGAUGUCGCUCAAUCUUGUUCAUCACGGAAAAAUAUUUAUAAAAUAAAGCCUCUUAAUGUGGUGCAUUCAAGACAGCUUUUUUGCAUAAGGCUUUUCAACUCCGAAGAAGAUUGUCCUUCACACCUUAAAGAAGUUUCUGAUCAAAUAUUGGAAAAAUGUGGAGGCUUACCUUUGGCAAUUAUAGCUAUAUCUGGUUUGUUGGCUAACACAGAAAGUACAAAUGAUCAAUGGGAUCGAGUGAAAAAAUCAAUUGGUUGUGCGCUAGAAAGAAAUCCUAGCAUUGAAGCAAUGAUAAAGAUAUUGUCUCUUAGUUACUUUGAUCUUCCUCCUCAUCUUAAAACAUGUCUACUGUACUUGAGUAUAUUCCCAGAAGAUCAGGUCAUUAAGAGGAAGGCUCUGAUAAGGAGAUGGAUUUCUGAAGGAUUUAUUCGUAAAGAAGAGAGAUACACUUUGCAUGAGUUAGGAGAGAGGUGUUUUAAUGAGCUCAUAAAUAGGAGCUUGAUUCAACCUGCUGCGAGAAAUACAUAUGGCAAGGUGGUGAGUUGCCGAGUUCAUGACACAAUUCUUGAUUUUAUCAUAUCCAAGUCAAUUGAAGAGAACUUCGUUACUUUAGUUGGUGUUCCUAAUUUAGCUAUAGGGACGCAAAGCAAAGUUCGACGGCUCUCUCUUCAAGUUAAAGAUGAAGGAAAUUGCAUCCCGCCGGCAAACCUGGUGUUGUCUCAUGUCCGGUCACUUAAUGUGUUUGGGAAUACAGUGAAAAUCCCUUCUAUGACGGAGUUCAGGCAUUUACUGGUUCUCGACUUCGGGGGUUGCCGCCAAUUGGAAAACCAGCAUCUGGUAAAUAUAGGGAGGUUAUUUCAGUUAAGGUACUUGAACCUCAGACAAGUUGGGGUAAGUGAGCUUCCAAAAGAAAUCAAGCAUCUGCAAUGCCUUGAGAUGCUGGACCUAAGAGACACCAACGUGCGUGAAUUACCGACAGUGAUUGUUAAUCUCGGUAGCUUGGUGCAUCUGCUUGUUGACAAUUGUGUCACAUUUCCUGAUGGAGUUUCGAAGAUGCAAGCACUGGAGAUGUUGAAACGGGUCAGAGCCUUGAAGCAGUCAUCUAACUUUCUCCGAGAACUUGGGCAGCUGAAGAAUCUGAGGAAGAUAUACCUUGAUCUGUUUGAUGUUCCUGUAGCUGGGGUUACCAAGAAGUGCUGCAAGAAUUCCACUGCCUAUCAAUCUCUCCGCAACCUAGGCACGCAAAACCUCCGUUCUGUAACCAUCUGGAAUGGCGGCAGCUUCUUACUCGAACCAUGGAGCCCGACCCCAGUUGGCCUCAAGAAGCUCAUGACCUGGCGUUCGGCAGUUGCUCAGGUUCCAGCCUGGGUGGGUUCCCUCGUCAACCUGCAAAAGUUACGCCUUGAAGUGGAGGGUCUUGAGCCGGAAGAUCUGUGCAUACUUGGAGGCUUACCGGCUCUUCUCACACUGGAUCUCGAGGAAACAACAAAGUCAUCAAAAGGCAAACUCAGUGUCAGUGGAGGAGACGGGUUUCGAUGCCUGAGGAACCUGCGUUAUAAUAUGAUGUUAAUGUUUACACAGGGAUGUAUGCCCAGGCUGGAAAGGAUCAAUAUUUAUCUCAGCAUAGCUAAAACAGAGUCUCUCGCCGGCGGUGACAUUGAUACCUAUGAUUUCGGCAUUGAGAACCUCCCAUGCCUCACCUCUAUUGAGUGCAGAGUAAGUGGCACCACCAGCGUUGAAGGUCUUGAGGCUGCAAAGGCUGCCAUGGAGAGAGCAGCUAUGAAAAAUCCCAACCAUCCUAACCUACAACUUCUGAAUUUCCAUGUUGGGUGCUAGUCCCAAGCACGCUGGCACUUCAGGCGAUCUUCUUGUGUGCGGACUUGUCAGAACUCAUGGUCUGGAGGGGAUAGAAUUCCCGUGGAAGAACAUGUGCUGAUGAUGCGAUGAGCCGAUGAGUCGCCUAUUAGGAGUUUCAUCAUUUCGUGUUUACUCUUCUUAUUUUUACUUUCUUUGAGCCGAUUUGUCUUGGUGUUCUCCCUGGUUAAGGCCCUGUUUGAAAUCAUAAUAGAUUAUGAUAAUCUGGAUUAUGAAGAUAGAUUAUAUAAUCUGGUUUAUAAAAAUAAUGUAGGUGGAUAUGUUUGGAGGUUAGAUUAUAUAAACUAUAAUUCAAGUUUUACAUUGCAUAAUGACCUGUCUGCCCUCUGUUUUUUUUAAAAGAGGAGGAUG
Messenger RNA from Hordeum vulgare subsp. vulgare (domesticated barley), 3210 nucleotides. RefSeq names its product disease resistance protein RGA5-like. The record is from RefSeq and is a predicted model, not a curated record. Bases 58 to 2820 code for a protein of 920 amino acids. Gene Ontology annotation, molecular function: ADP binding. Gene Ontology annotation, biological process: defense response to other organism. The transcript is spliced from 3 exons. NCBI's taxonomy places the organism in Eukaryota, Viridiplantae, Streptophyta, Magnoliopsida, Poales, Poaceae.